Messenger RNA from Exophiala spinifera, 4755 nucleotides. RefSeq lists its product as uncharacterized. Bases 1 to 4755 code for a protein of 1584 amino acids. The record is from RefSeq and is a predicted model, not a curated record. Gene Ontology annotation, molecular function: protein binding. The transcript has a single exon. Lineage: Eukaryota; Fungi; Ascomycota; Eurotiomycetes; Chaetothyriales; Herpotrichiellaceae.
AUGAGCCCAAAUCUCUGGCGCUAUCUUCUCGAAGACGAUGUCGAUUCAUUUCGACAGUACCUGGCGAACGCCACCGUCGCCGCCACUGUGCCAAAAGCUUUUGCAGCUGGACAAGGAGGGUAUUCCACAUUGAAAGCUGGCAGUCCAGGUAGUCUCGCCAUUUCGCCCAAGACACCUCUCAAAGCGCGAAAGAGUUCCGGAUACGCUCCCUCAAGCGCAGGUGCCGGCAAGGUCGGUGGUGUCAUUGUUACGCGGGCGGAACUGAACUCGAAAGACAACUUCGGUAGGACGUUGCUGCAUCAUGCUGCAUCUAUACAGUCCCAACAUUCAUUGCCGUUUGUAAAGGCACUGCUGGAGUUGCCACUCAUCGAUCUCUACGCACAAGACACGGAAUCGGGAUGGACUGCAUUGCACCGGGCCUUGUACUUUGGCAACAUUUCUGUAGCCCAGGCCCUGAUGGCUCGCGAUAUUCAGGAUGCGACUGACUACACCACCAAUACCGCACGUACUCAUGCCGGCGGUCUGGUCAAGAUCAAAGACCACGAGGGCAACAGUCCCUUCGAAGUCUUUGGCCUAACCAUUGCUCCUCGUCGGCUUCAAGAAGAAUCCUCAACCCUGCCAGCCGGGAUUGAUGACAAUGAAAGUGUCAUCAGCAUGGACUACAAUGACGCUCAAGAUCAUGAGCGACACAGACCUCAUGUGCAUCCUCAGGUCAGUCUGGAUGGAGAUGAAGUCUACGCCUUUGGUAGCAACAAGAAUCUUUCGUUAGGCGUCGGAGACGGCGACGAUCGACAGUUCCCUGAGCGACUACAUUUCUCAAGGCCUGAUCACUUACUUCGCCGCUUGCUUGACGAUCACCAAGCGACAAGGCAAGGAUCCGUUGCUGAUGACGACCUGACAAGUAGCAUAGGGCACCUUCGUUCCCAAGAAGGUCUCCCUGCUAUAGUUCGUUACAAGCCUAUCACCAUUCAGAAUGUGGUCAUGUCUAAACUACACACUGCAGUUCUGACCACUGACCCGAUCUCCAACCUCUACAUGUGCGGAUUCGGGGCAGGGGGUCGUUUGGGUACAGGGGACGAGAACACCUCGUUCACCUACAAGUGCAUCCAGGCUGGGGGUCUGUCCAAGAGACAUGUCUCCGCAGUAGCUCUUGGCCAGGACCACACUGUGGCUGUUUGCUCCCAAGGCGAAGUCUAUACCUGGGGCAGCAACCGACAUGGUCAACUAGGUUAUUCUCUUCCAGAAGUUCCAAAAAAUGAGAUACCGAUGCAAUUAACUCCGCGCCAAGUAUACGGUUAUAUCAAGAAAGAGCUUGUUCUUGGCGCAGCAGCCUCAGCAAUACAUUCGGCAGUUUUCACGUCGACUGCGCUGUACACAUUUGGCAAAAAUGAAGGUCAACUGGGUUUGAUGGAUGCGGAUGCACGAUCACUGGACCUGCAAGACCUCCCUCGCCGCGUUGGCGUCUCCAUUUUGCAAUCUCCGAUACAAUCUGUCAGCGCAAUCGAUCGCGCGACAAUUGUCUUGCUGGCUACGCACGAUGUAAUUGUCUUCACACAUUAUGGCUGGACCAAAGUACUUUUCCCUCUUGAGACGUUCAGUAACUAUUAUCUUCAAGAAAAUACUGCCACCAGGCUCAACGUGGAGACGAAUUAUAUCAAACAGAUUACUGGAGGUGGCAAUACGAUCUGUGCCAUGUCCUCUUUUGGUGAAGUUUACUCUAUUGAUGUGCCAAAGGUCUCGGAGAACGUUCCGUCUAAUACUUCAACAACGAAUCCGACAAAGGCUCGUAACGCCCUGGCGCCACCAACACGGCUGUGGUCCAUUCGGAAAUCGCAUAUGUCGGCUAUCGACGUCGCCGUUGGCCAGGAUGGUUCAAUAGUCUUGUGUACCGCCUCUGGUUCGGUUUGGCGAAAGGAGAAGCGAGCAAAUAUAAAAUCGGUUCGAGAAAAACAUACGGGACUUGCGAGAACAAAAGAUUACAAAUUUGUCCGGGUUCCCAACUUGACUCGCGCAAUUGCUGUAAGGAGCAAUGCUUUCGGAGCCUUUAUGGCAAUACGGAAAGACUGUGCGGUUACACGCGAGCAGAUUGUAUUGGACCCGCCAUCUUUGUGGGACGAUAUAUUUCCACUGUUGGUGUUCGCUCGGUAUGGGGAAUCACAAGGCGAUUCCGUUCACUCGGCUUCAAUCCGAUCGGCGCUCAUUACUCAGGCCAAUGCCGAACAAGAUAUAUUGAACAUCUGCAAACGUCACGACCCGUUAUUGCCUGACAGUCAAUUCAACCUCUGGAUAACAUCCAACACGACGGAUGUGCGCAUUCCCACUCACGGGUUCAUCCUCAAAGCACGCAGCCGAGUCUUGCGUAGUGCAUUGACAGAAUUUCAGGAGACUUACUACUAUACUAUUCCUGAUGUUUUGUCAAUCGAGUAUGGCCCCGAUGGGCAAAUUCAGCUCAUCUUUCACGGUGCUGACUUCUUGACGAUCGCCAACCUCGUUUUGUAUUUCUACACCGAGAACAUCGCAGAUGUGUGGCACUAUACCUCCAAAGCUUUGCAAUCUGCUGCCCGCUACCGAUUAGUUCGACUCGAGCUGAUGAAGAUAGCAAGCCAUCUUGAGCUCAGACACCUUGAGCGCGCAGUCAGAAUUAUGACCGAGCCUCCACGGACUUUGAACAACGACAUGGAAGUCGCUGUGCUUGACGUUGAGUUCUUCUCUGACGCAGACGUGCUUGUUGAACUCGCAGGGGGUAUAGCGCUGCCAGCACACAGCGUGCUCUUAUGCUCCCGAUGCCCCUUUUUUGAUGGCUUGUUCAAUGGACGAGCCGGGGGGAUGUGGAUGGCUUCCCGACGCCAUGCCGCAGCAGAAGAGUCUGAAGCGGUGAGAGUUGAUCUGAAGCAUAUGAAUGAGAAGACCUUUAGCAUGGUGCUUCGUCAUCUCUACGCAGAUACUGGUGAGGGGCUGUUCGAUGAUGUUGUUACGGACAGCUUGGAUGAAUUCAUCGAUAUCGUUAUCGACGUCAUGUUUGCUGCCAAUGAGCUGAUGAUCGAUCGCCUUGCUCAAGUAUGUCAACGAGUCCUUGGCAAAUUUGUCAAUGUGAGAAACGUCUGCUCUCUGCUGAACACCGUCUCCGAAUGUACAGUCGAUUCUUUUAAACACGCAGCGCUCGAGUACAUCUGCCUCAACCUUGAAAGCAUGCUUGAGAUGAGACUUUUGGACGAGCUGGAUGAAGACCUCUUGACUGAGCUUGAUGAUGUUGUGCAAGCGAACCAGUUGGCUUUCCUGCCCUUUGCACGCAGUGAGCGAGCCGAAGAAGAACUUCUUGAGAACUAUCCCGAGCUUCUUGAGAACAUUGAGCUCUGUCGGCAGCGGAGAAUUGAUUCGAUGAGACUGAGAUCGAGGCUGAGCGAAGAUGAGGAACGCCAUACCUCGGCUACGAAGUUUAGAGUUGGAAGCCUAGACAAGCAGACAUCUUCCUACCAGAAGUCACCCCUCCCAAACCCAGCGGCUGACUCUCCUCUAAGCACUCCGAGCCCCAGUCCGGCCAUUGUUCCAAACGAUGUAGGAGACGAUCUACCCUUCGAUAUGGAUGAUGUCACUCCAGACCUGUUACCAGCAGCGUUGCAGCAGGGAAGGCUACCGCAAGCCAGGUCACCGUCAAUGCCAGCGCAUGCUUCUGUAGGACACAAGUCUGAAGUAGUCGGGCCUCGACACCCUACUACUCCUCGCACUCCUCGAGACGAGUUUGCAAGGUCAAAUCGAGCCCAGCAAGACCAUGUCUCGCCUGUUGUCAGUCCCGGUCUGGCUAUCACAGGUUUUGAUACUCCAAGAACAGCCUGGAAUCUGCCAACGCAAAAUUCUCCCCAUGGCGGUCUGAAAGAUAUCAUGGCACAAGCCUCGGCCUCGCGUGUCUCGAACCUUAUCAACGCCGUCCGUGCAGGUUCGGCGGGUCCGAGAGGCGGUGCGAAAAUGUCUCAGAAAGAACGCAAACGACAACAGCAAAUGCUGAAGGAUGAAGGAGUAAAGACAUCAAGUCUGACUGCGGCUCUGAAGGACCCCAACUCAAAGGUGGCUUCACCGUGGCAGGCAAUUUCCGCGCCUUCGAAGCCUGCCCUUCCACUCGGAGCGGCCAUCCCAGAUCGCGAUGUAGACAUCGGCCGGAUGACUCCUGCAAGACCCGCAAUGACCAUGCGACAGACAGUUGCUGGCAGUGCUUCAACUGGUCAUGGCGCUGAUCAGAGCGCGAAGCGCGGUUCAGGACCACCACGGCUCGCCUCGUCUCCGAAGUCCGCGGCGCCGCAGAUACAGUCGAUCAGACAUACUCCGUUGCCUUCUCGAGCUACCUCAGCUAUUGAUGCUCGGACAUCCAUGACAGAGAUCCUGGCACAGCAACAAUUCGAAAAGGCCGCAGUCAAGGAGGCCGUAGCUAAGAGAUCACUGCAGGAGAUUCAACAAGAGCAAGAGUUUCAAGAAUGGUGGGACAAUGAGAGCCGGCGAGUUCAAGAAGAGGCCCAGAGCCAUAGACCAGCCAGUAACCGCGGCAAAGGUGGCCGCGGACGCGGCGGACCCCGCCGCAGCAGUGAAAAGGGAAAGGCGUCGGCAGAUCCAGAAGCAGGUGGUCGUGACAAGACGGUCUCAGCAAGCUCUUCGACGGUGCGAGGAGAUUCUGGACGAGGACGAGGCAGUGGCAGGGGCGGUGGGCUUGGAAACAAUCAUCCGCGAGGGGCAAGGCAUCAACCAUGCAGACAAAGUACGCUGUAA